Messenger RNA from Zasmidium cellare ATCC 36951, 933 nucleotides. RefSeq lists its product as uncharacterized. The record is from RefSeq and is a predicted model, not a curated record. The coding region runs from base 1 to 933 and encodes 310 amino acids. NCBI's taxonomy places the organism in Eukaryota, Fungi, Ascomycota, Dothideomycetes, Mycosphaerellales, Mycosphaerellaceae. The transcript is spliced from 2 exons.
AUGUCGGUCUCAUUCAACCCCGCUCGAGACAUUCCAGAUCUGUCUGGAAAGGUCAUCGUUGUCACUGGAGGAAACGCCGGUCUGGGAGCAGAAACAAUCCGCGAACUAGCAAAACAUAACCCAAAGUGCAUUUACCUCUGCGCUCGCACGCCGUCCAAAGCAGAAGCCUUCAUCUCAGAGAUCAAGACUUCGACGCCAUCGGCCAACAUCAAGCCUAUCCACUUCGACCUCGCCUCCCUCCAGAGCGCCAAGACCGCCGCGAAUGAAAUCUUCAGCUCUACCACCCGUCUCGACCUCCUCUACCUCAACGCAGGAGUCUCAGCCGCAGCACCAGACCUCACAAAAGAAGGCUACGAAUGGCACAUGGGCGUCAACCACCUCGCACACGCCAUGUUCGCCCAGAUCCUGAUGCCACUACUGCAGAAGACCGCCUCAACCGAACCCAACAGCGACGUCCGCAUCAUCACCGUCGCCUCCGAAGCCGCCAAAGUCUUCGCCCCAAAAGAAGGCAUCAUCUUCCCCCAGCUCAAAACCGACAUGUCCUCUUCCACCGGCAUCGCCCGCUACGGCCAGUCCAAACUCGCCAAUAUCCUCUUCGCAAAGAAACUCGCCCAGCUCUACCCAGAUAUCAAAAGCAUCCCGAUCCAUCCCGGGCUCGUCAAUACGGAGAACUACAGCAAGGGCACCGGAGCGGGGUGGUUCAAGCUGAUCUGGAAGCCGUUGUUGAUGUUCACGGGUCUGACGGCGGAGGAUGGGGCGAAGACGCAGUUGUGGGCGGGGACGGCGGGGGAGGCGAAGACGGGGGUUUUCUAUAUUCCUGUGGGGAAGGAGGAUGCUGGGGGGAAGUUUGGUGGGGAUCAGGGAUUGAUCUAUGAGUUGUGGAGGUGGACGGAGGGGGAGCUUAAGGCGAAUGGUGGUGUGGGCUGGCCGUAG